AUGGUUACCCCAAGGAUGAAAUGAUUUACAAAUGGAAAAGGAACUCCAUCGAAACCUCAGACCAGAAGUACUGGCGCCUCUACCAGUUUGACUUCAUGGGCCUGCGGAAUACCACAGACGUCCUCAAAACAACAGCAGGUACAGUAAAUUAAUUAUCAUACAUUUAAUACCCAAACAGCUGACCUUGUGUUCUUCACAACCAAUAAAGUAAGUCCUCAUCACAGCCCUUCGCUGGCUCCUGUGUUCUCCAUCCAAGUUCUCUCUGAAUUAUUAGAUAUUGACUCAUAAAAAUUCCAAGGAAAAAGGACAAAGUUGUAUUUUUGGCUGUUUAAAAAUAAAUAAAACUGUAAAUGAUCUGUCAUAUUCUCGUGUCUGUUAGCAGUGGGAGACAGCAGGCAUUACCAGCUGGUGUCUUGAGGUGUGGUGCCACCACUCCAGCUUAAGUGAAUUGCUUUUCCAGUCAUUGUAAGCUAUUGCAUUGCAAAGACAAUUGCUUUGCCAGUUUUGCAAGAUAUUGCCAGAGAGUAAAGACAAUAGCUUCUCUUGGAAGAUAGUCAAGUUAUGUAGUAUUAUUGUACCAUGGAAAUGACAAAGACAGCAUUUGGCAGGACAGAAAACAGGUUGAAAUUGCACUUAGGAAUAGUACUCUGGUAGUAGACUUAGGAGUAGUACUUUGGUAGUAGACUUAGGAGUAGUACUUUGGUAGUAGACUUAGGAGUAGUACUCUAGUAGUAGACUUAAGAGUAGUACUUUUAGGAGUAGUACUUUGGUAGUAGACUUAGGAGUAGUACUUUGGUAGUAGACUCAGGAGUAGUACUUAGGUAGUAGACCUUAGGUAGUAGACUUAGGAGUCGUACUUUGGUAAUAAUAAUAUGCCAUUUGGCAGACGCUUUUAUCCAAAGCGACUUACAGUCAUGCGUGCAUAAAUUUUUGUGUAUGGGUGGUCCCGGGGAUCGAACCCACUACCCUGGCGUUACAAGUGCCGUGCUCUACCAGCUGAGCUACAGAGGACCACAGUAGACUUAGGAGUAGUACUUUGGUAGUAGACUCAGGAGUAGUACUUAGGUAGUAGACGUAGGAGUAGUACUUUGGUAGUAGACUUAGGAGUAUUACUUUGGUAGUAGACUUAGGAGCAGUACUUUGGUAGUAGACAUAGGAGUAGUACUUUGGUAGUAGACUUAGGAGUAUUACUUUGGUAGUAGACUUAGGAGCAGUACUUUGGUAGUAGACUUAAGAGUAGUACUUUGGUAGUAGACUUAGGAGUAGUACUUUGGUAGUAGACAUAGGAGCAGUACUUUGGUAGUAGAUUUAAGAGUAGUACUUUGGUAGUAGACUUAAGAGUAGUACUUUUGUAGUACACUUAAGAGUAGUACUCAGGGAGUAGAUGUUGCCUUUAUCAUUCACUGUGUAAUAAAACAGUGCAAAGGGCACAAUGAAAGUACAUGCACCUGACUUUCUAAUUCAAUGUGACAUUUAACAUAUUGUUUCUCUGUAGACUGCUUGAAGCUCAUCAGUAGUCCCCUCCGGUAUAAAGGCAAACAUAUUUUUAUAUAAACCAUCUGGAUUAAAGAUUCAAAAGAUUUAAUUAUUCACUUAAAUGAUUUUCAGAGGCCUAGGAUGUGGUUUGGUUUUAAUACUGAAUUCUACGUCGAUUUAUUUCCAACAAUCAUUCCUUGCGACUUAGGUUGUGUUUUACAAACAGGUAUCUAAUUAUACUAAUGAGUGGUGCUCGCUGGAAUUACUUCGUAAUACAUUUUUAAUGCAUUCAUGACAGCAUUGAAGAUUAAUGUAGCAGCGUUUUAAGGGGCCGAUAAAUUGAUCUAAUGUAUGAAUUCUCAAGCUGUAAUUAACCCAUAUUGACCCUAUUCUCAAAUGUCAUAGGUGACAUUGUUCAUGCUGUACUAUAUUAGUUUUGGAGAACAAUGAUUUCAUCUCCAUAUUGAAAAGAAAGUCUUGAAGUCUUGUCUUGAAAAGUCAGGUGAUCCAAUAAAUGAUGUAUUCUACGUAUGGUGAACUGUGAUACAAGUACAAGUUCUGAGUGGAGAACUCAUGAAAGCCACAGUUUCUCAUCUUGUUUUCACUUUUUCUUGACUCCCAGCUUGCAUCAUGCUGCAUGAUGAUUAGCUAGCUAGCUCCUGCAGCUAAAAAUAGCAUGUAAUUAAAAUACAUCUCAACAAACUCGGAAAAACAUAAAGCGUUACAUUUCUUCUUGUUGUUUUUCAUCCAGCAUGAAAUGGAUAGGGAUUGUGCUGAAGCGUGGUAAUGAGGACAGUGGCGAGUGGACAGUCCCCAUGCCAUCAGGGACUUCUGGUUCUACCGCUGUUAUAACUGCCUCCAUCUUUUUUAUUGUUACAGCAUCCCUCUUCAAAACCCACCAAAGUAGAAUGCCUGAAGCCUUGUUCUGUGGUUCCACCUGAUGCUAUCUCUCAUGAUUCUCUCUCUCUCUUUUUCUUUCCCUCCCUCCACCCCUCUCUCCCUCCCUAUGCUGGCUUGUUCUUGUUCCACCUGACACUCUGAUUUUCCCUCAAUCUCUCUCUUUCUCCCUCACUCCCCCUCUCUUUCCCCCUCCCUCUCCCCCUCCCUCCCUCUCUCAUCGCUCCCUCUUCCUCCUUGCCCCUCUUUCCAUAUACAUCCCCCCUCUUUAUCCCCCUCUCCCCCCCCCUCUCCCAGGUGAUUAUGUGGUCAUGACGGUGUACUUUGACCUGAGCAGGAGAAUGGGUUAUUUCACCAUCCAGACCUACAUCCCCUGUAUCCUCACCGUGGUGCUCUCCUGGGUUUCCUUCUGGAUCAAUAGUGAUGCCGCCCCCGCCAGAACAGCACUAGGUACCUGAUCUGAAGAAUACCAUUUGACAGGAUACACACUGAUAUGAUAAUAAGUAGAUGAAGAACCCCAAGGGUUCAAUCAAACCUGCUCCACCAGUGUUUAUGUAGUGUACUGUAUGUGUACAGAAAGAAAUGACUACCUCUGCAUGUCUUAUUCUGAAAGGAAAAAAAUAGGUCUGAGUCUAGCUGGUUUGUUGAAAGUACACAGAAUAUGAAAAGAUGGCCACCAACUCUUGGUACCACAAUGGAAGAUUGCUUGAAAAAUCUAUAUUUUAUUGUUUAGACUAGAGAACAAUCUGCAUGUGUUUAUGCAAUGUUAUGUUCUGCCUUUAAGAUUCUUGUACCGUUUUAUUUUGUUUAUGCGAUGUGCUUGUAAUUGAUCAAGGCUUAACAAUCACCUUUUGUUUUACGUUUGUAAUUCAUUUAGGAUUUUUCCCCAAUGCAUGCUUUCCAUUAGUGCAUGUGCAUUCGUCUGGAUUAUGUUGUUGAAGGUGAUUUGGAGUUUGAGUUGAACUUUGCGGUAAGUACGAUUCAAUUCCUCCAGGCAGCUCUUGUAGUGGACCUUGACCAGGAAGUUUUUGUCUUCAAGAUCAAAUGUAUAACAUUUAGUCCAAAUUACAGUAUUAGCGUUAUACAUGGCCUUUAACUAAGUGACAACAAAUGGCAUUUACAAUGGUGGAUAAACAAGUCAAAGCCUAAAGUGUAUUAACGAGUCCGUUUCAUCACCAAACCAUCCUCGAACCACCACGAUCACAUUGAAUAGUCUCGCUCGACAGUCUUGACACCUGUUACGACACAAAACAAAGAUAAGCCCGGAAACAUGUUUGUCUUUCUCCUAGCUAACAGGUAAGGAUGCUAAAUGUAAGAGUAAAGAUAAAUAUCCCAUUCCCGUUGACAAAAGAAGUCAUUCAGUGUCUAUUCUGGGGCACAAAAGCGCAGCGUUGCUUUUCCGGCCUCCCCGCUGAUCAAUAGCGGGUUGAAAAGAAAGAGGGGUGAUAAGGAAAAUGGGCUUUGACUGCAAAGAGCAGGAGAGAUGUCAGAGUGGGGGGUGAUGGUGGUAGGGGGCUAAGGAGGAGGCAGGUGCUGACAUGCAGGUGCCCCUGAGGGUGUAGUGUGGGGGGGGGGGGGGGGGGUGACAGGGUGUACUGGGUGACAUUCCCAAAGAGUCAGGUUCCCAAGGGCCACCAGAGAUGGUAAUGACUAUCAGGCUAUACCUGACAGGGAGUAAUGACAGGAAGGGAUGGGGAUGCUCAGUUCAGUGACUCAUACAGUGUGACCGCUCUCCCCUUUCUCACUUUCUUUGUCUUUCUUUCUUUAUUUUCUUUCUCUCUCUCUCUCUCGCUCUCUCUCUCUUUCUUUCUUCCUUUAUUUUCUCUCUAUUUUUCUCUUUCUUUUUUCUCUUUCUCUCUCUCUCUCUCUCUCUCUCUCUCUCUCUCUCUCUCUCUCUCUCUCUCUCUCUCUCUCUCGCUCUCUCUCUCUCUCUCUCUCUCUCUGUCACGACAGCACUGUAGACUGAUAUCUUUGUACAAUGUUCUUUGUGCCUGUAUUAUUUUCUGUGUGUUGUGUCUGUUCAUAUUACAUCUAUCGGUCUUUGUGUCCCUAAUGUAGUGUAGGUGUAUUGACAUCUUUCUACAUGCAUUAUUUGUGUCUGUAUUAUUUUCUGUUGUAUUUUCUGUUUUUACAUCGCAUACCGUUUCACAUGUAUUUAAUUUUUGCCAUUUUAUUUGGAGGAACAAGUUAAAGUUGCUCUUACACCUUGCCUGUUUGAAGGUUAUGAAGGAACUCUGCUGACUAAGUGCCUAGGUAUGUAUAGAAGGUAAGGGAAAUAGGUGAAGGUAAUCACUGUGGCCAGCAGAGUCUGAAGGAAGGAAGGGGGGAUUGAGUAUGAAAUAUCAGCUCGAAAUAGAUGGGCCUUCUUGUCUCCAUGGUAACUGCUAGAAAACAGCACCACAUUCAGUCAUCAAAUGAGAGGUUCCUGGUGAUGUGCAUAAAAGAGCGAGAGAGACAGUGUGUGUGUGUGUGUGUGUGUGUGUGUUUGUGCGGGUGCGUACAGUGGGGGAAAAAAGUAUUUAGUCAGCCACCAAUUGUGCAAGUUCUCCCACUUAAUAAGAUGAGAGAGGCCUAUAAUUUUCAUCAUAGGUACACGUCAACUAUGACAGACAAAUUGAGGAAAAGAAAUCCAGAAAAUCACAUUGUAGGAUUUUUUAUAAAUUUAUUUGCAAAUUAUGGUGGUAACCAGGCUGGGAAGACUGAAUCUGCAAUAGGUAAGCAGCUUGGUUUGAAGAAAUCAACUGUGGGUGCAAUUAUUAGGAAAUGGAAGACAUACAAGACCACUGAUAAUCUCCCUUGAUCUGGGGCUCCACGCAAGAUCUCACCCUGUGGGGUCAAAAUGAUCACAAGAACGGUGAGCAACAAUCCCAGAACCACACGGGGGGACCUAGUGAAUGACCUGCAGAGAGCUGGGACCAAAGUAACAAAGCCUACCAUCAGUAACACACUACGCCGCCAGGGACUCAAAUCCUGCAGUGCCAGACGUGUCCCCCUGCUUAAGCCAGUACAUGUCCAGGCCCGUCUGAAGUUUGCUAGAGUGCAUUUGGAUGAUCCAGAAGAGGAUUGGGAGAAUGUCAUAUGGUCAGAUGAAACCAAAAUAGAACUUUUUGGUAAAAACUCAACUCGUCGUGUUUGGAGGACAAAGAAUGCUGAGUUGCAUCCAAACAACACCAUACCUACUGUGAAGCAUGGGGGUGGAAACAUCAUGCUUUGGGGCUGUUUUUCUGCAAAGGGACCAGGACGACUGAUCCGUGUAAAGGAAAGAAUGAAUGGGGCCAUGUAUCGUGAGAUUUUGAGUGAAAACCUCCUUCCAUCAGCAAGGGCAUUGAAGAUGAAACGUGGCUGGGUCUUUCAGCAUGACAAUGAUCCCAAACACACCGCCCGGGCAACGAAGGAGUGGCUUCGUAAGAAGCAUUUCAAGGUCCUGGAGUGGCCUAGCCAGUCUCCAGAUCUCAACCCCAUAGAAAAUCUUUGGAGGGAGUUGAAAGUCCGUGUUGCCCAGCGACAGCCCCAAAACAGCACUGCUCUAGAGGAGAUCUGCAUGGAGGAAUGGGCCAAAAUACCAGCAACAGUGUGUGAAAACCUUGUGAAGACUUACAGAAAACGUUUGACCUGUGUCAUUGCCAACAAAGGGUAUAUAACAAAGUAUUGAGAAACUUUUGUUAUUGACCAAAUACUUAUUUUCCACCAUAAUUUGCAAAUAAAUUCAUUAAAAAUACUACAAUGUGAUUUUCUGGAUUUUUUUCUCUCAUUUUGUCUGUCAUAGUUGACGUGUACCUAUGAUGAAAAUUACAGGCCUCUCUCAUCUUUUUAAGUGGGAGAACUUGCACAAUUGGUGGCUGACUAUAUAUAUUUUUUCCCCACUGUACGUGCAUGCCUGCCUGCGUGUGUGUAUAUAGGGUGUGUGUGUGUGUGUGUGGAUAUGAGUGUGUGUGCGUAUCACACCCAGCUGUGACGAGUACUGAGGAUACGAAGAGGCAGGACGCAGACGCAGGAAUCAACAACGUAAAGGUUUACUUAACACUGAGCAAGAGAACAACAAAGAGCGAGUACACGACAAGACACUAACAAGCAUCACAACACUGAACAGUCCAGGGAUAUAUAGGGGUGGUGAUGAGAUGAGGUGCAGGUGCGCUGGAGUUGAUUAGGGUGCGUUGGGUUUCCAUUCCGGUGUUGCCGAGGUGGUGCGCUCAGACCGGUGGCUCAGUAGAUCGGCGAAUCAGAGCGCCGGAGGGGAGCAACGGGAGGAGACGUGACACCCAGCACUUUAUAUCAAAGUGUCUAUACAUGCAAAAUCUCAGUGGGUACAUUCAGCUCACUUUUCAAUAUACACACUGAACAAAAAUAUAAAUGCAACAUGUAAAGUGUUGGUCCCAUGUUUCAUGAGCUGAAAUAUCCCAGAAAUGUUCCAUACGCACAAAAAGCUUAUUUCUCUCAAAUGUUGUGCACAAAAUGUUAGUGAGCAUUUCUCCUUUGCCAAGAUAAUCCAUCCACCUGACAGGUGUGGCAUAUCAAGAAGCUGAUUAAACAGCAUGGUCAUUACACAGGUGCACCUUGUGCUGGGGAGAAUAAAAGGCCACUUUUAAAUGUGCACAUAAUUUAUGUCUCAAGUUUUGAGGGAGCGUGCAAAUAGCAUGCUGACUGCAGAAAUGUCCACCAUAUAAUUGAAUGUUAAUUUCUCUACCAUAAGCUGCCUCCAACGUCAUUUUAGAGAAUUUGGCAGUACGUCCAAACGGCCUCACAACCGCAGACCAUUUGUAACCACGCCAGUCCAGGACCUCCACAUCCGGCUUCUUCACCUGCGGGAUUGUCUGAGGGGGACUGCUGAUGAGUAUUUCUGUCUGUAAUAAAGUCCUUUUGUGGCUCUCCAUUGGGUGGGCCUGGCUGCCAAAUGGGUGGGCCUAUGCCCUCCCAGGCCCACCUAUGGCUGCACCUCUGCCGAGUCAUGUGAAAUCCAUAGAUUAGGGCCAAUUUAAUGUAUUUAAAUUGACUGAUUUCAUUAUAUGAAAUGUAACUCAGUAAAAUCUUUGAAAUUGUUGCAUGUUGCGUUUAUAUUUUUUGUUCAGUAUAUUUAAGCACUGACAAUGUAUUGAUGUAAACGUCCAUUUAUUUCUAAAGUUAGAACUACAUAGAAACACAAACUACCGUCGGUAAUUGAUCAAAUAUCUUAAAAGCAUCUUUGCAAAAUAUAUUCAUACUAUUGCCACAGAAAACUAUUGCUGCAGUUUUGCCAAGCGAGAUAUCAAACAGUUAGUAAGGGGUGGCAGGUAGCCUAGCGGUUAAGAGCAUUGGGCCAGUAACCGAAUGGUUGCUAAUUCGAAUCCCUGAGCCAACUAGGUGAAAAAUCUGUGUUAUGACACUGACUUUGUCCUUUCAGGUAUCACCACUGUGUUGACAAUGACCACCCUUAGUACAGUGGCCAGGACCUCCCUACCCAGAGUCUCCUAUGUGACGGCCAUGGAUCUCUUCGUCACCGUGUGCUUCUUGUUCGUCUUUGCGGCCAUGAUGGAGUACGCCAUCCAAAACUACUACGCCUACAGGACACAGAAGCCCCACUACAACAAGACAAACAAGACGAAGAGACUGGUGAGCUUUCCUCCAUACGAUGUAAUGGUGUACCUUUCCUCCAUACGAUGUAAUGGUGUAACUUUUCUCGAUGCAGUGUAAUGCUGUUACAGAAAUGGACCGAGGUUGUUUGUGUUAUCACAGUCAAUAGUUCUAGCCAUGGUAGUGAUUAUGGUCUCAGUGGGUGGAGGUCUAGUCCAUCCUUCAUAUCUCCACCCUCUUGCAUCAGUCACUCUGUGCAUGGGGCUGUGAUAGUAGUACAGUCAGUGGCUCUGGCCUGCAUGGUAGCAAAUUGGGAGGUUGCCCCCCGAUGAGGGUUGAGGUCUGGUCCAUCCACCAUCCUUCAUAUAUCCAUCCUCUUGCACUGCCGACCGGUCACACAGUGUAUUUGGUAAAUGCCGUGUCAUAGCGUGUCAUGUCAUCAUGUCAUGUCUUGUAAUGCUGUCGAGCGAGUGAAUGAGUCCCAGCUUAGGUAGAGCACUAAGCCGAGGGGUUCUAUCUCAUUGCCUGCCUGGGCUGUGACAGUGUCCUGCUGGGUGUGGGAGGACACGGCCCGCUGCGGAGCUUUAAUGCAUGACAGCACAGCUCCACUCACAACGUAUCAGCUCUCUUUCUCUCUGUCUCUUUUCAUCUUUCCAUCUGUCUUGCAUGUAUUUCUUGUCUCCUGUCUGGCUUUUGUUGUCCCCCCCCCCCCUCCCUCCCUCCCUCCCUGUUGCCUCUCUCUCCCUCUCUUCAUCUCAGUAUCUAAUUAUGAGGCCUUCCUUCCUCUGUCCCCUCCCCACAUUUCUUGCCCUAACCCCCCCUCACUCUCUCUCUCUCCCUCUAUCGCUUACACAUUUAAGGAGAUGGCCUUCCUCUGUCCCCUCCCACAGACCUACUCGAUGCUAGACAUGGGGCCCGGGUCCCCCACGACCGUGGUUCCGUUGAACAACAACUACUCGUACUGGCAGGACUACGAGGACGUGUACGAGUGUCUGGACGGGAAGGACUGCCAGAGCUUCUUCUGCUGUUACGAGGAGUGCAAGGGGGGAGGGUGGAGGAAAGGACGCAUCCAUGUCGACAUUAAGGAGCUGGACGCCUACUCGAGAGUCUUCUUCCCUACGUCGUUCCUCCUGUUCAACAUCGUCUACUGGGUCUCUUAUCUCUACCUUUAGCAGUUUCAGUUGGAGUUGAUAGAAUUCGCUUGGACAAAUAUGGAAAGACUCAUAUGGGAAGAGGAGACAUCACAAGAUAAAAGAAGUCACUCAGUGGCAGCUUUGUGCACGUUGACACUUAAUUGGUUGGUGGGUUAGUAUAGCCAACUGAUAGACAGCUGUCAGACCCUAACACCAGGAUGCUAGCCAGAUAAGAGAUAAUGAAGCAUCCACAGUGCCUUCUUCAGGAAGGGGUUAUCACCUAUACAGAGGUGCAAUAAGGGGACUACAAGCUUUGGAGUUUUUCCCACUUAGGUUGUUCCACAUUCAACUAGAAGCUUUGGAGUUUUUCCUACAUAGGUUAUCAUUUCAACGCAUGCUAUACUGUUUAUUAAAAAUAAUGAAAAGCUAGGGUGGACUACACUAUGAAAUUAUUAUAUUGUUGCUUUGUAUUUCUUAGUUAGUUGCAUUGUCAUUGCAAUCUAUUUGAAAUAUAUAGAAACUCAAUAUUCUUUAUCUUAGCCAUCAACAGGAUCUUAAGUAUUAGGUCAUUGAUAACAUUGAUUUAGUUUAGAUGAAUAGACAUUUAUAUCAUAAACAUUUGAAUAACAUUUUCUACCAAGGGUGAUAUACAACAAGAAAAUGCAUAGUAUACCUUACAACACACCAUAACAUAAUAAUUUAUAGAUGAAAAUACUACUUUUGUAAAAUAAUGUAUCUAAUAAAGUUUUCUUUUGUAACAUAUAGAGUUUUCCAGAGGGUAUUAAU
Messenger RNA from Coregonus sp. 'balchen', 9839 nucleotides. NCBI's taxonomy places the organism in Eukaryota, Metazoa, Chordata, Actinopteri, Salmoniformes, Salmonidae. The record is from the annotation of a GenBank genome assembly.